Aspergillus uvarum CBS 121591 is the source of this 1163-nucleotide messenger RNA. RefSeq lists its product as uncharacterized. The record is from RefSeq and is a predicted model, not a curated record. The coding region runs from base 142 to 1116 and encodes 324 amino acids. The transcript is spliced from 3 exons. Lineage: Eukaryota; Fungi; Ascomycota; Eurotiomycetes; Eurotiales; Aspergillaceae.
CCAGUUCUCAACGUCUUUGCCCUCUGUGACUCAACCUUCGCAAGACGUCGAAGACUCUCGAAACUGUCUAUGUUAGGGUCGGUCUGAGGAGAUCUAUCACGCCUUCUUCAUAGCUCUAGUUCCCCUUGACUUUUGUUGAUCAUGUCCUCCUUCUUGCGUCGAACCCUCUCGCGUAUUCGUGCCAAGCUGCCUAGCACACAGAAAAGUUCAGAGGAAGCCGCUGAUUCGGAUUGGGUGCUUACAGAGCUCUGGAAGACCUACCGGAGAGCUGAGGAUGCAGCCUCAGACUCGUUCACACAAGACGAAUUGCGUCAUUGGAAUGUCGAAAUACUAAGCUUUGAUCCUCUCGAUCCCAAAGCGCCUGACACAACCUCGAGUAUCGAUCCUGUUGCCUACUUCGCCCCCCUUCCCGUGGACUUUCAUGAGAAGCAUGCAAGGAUCAUUGACAAGGAAACCGAAGAAAAGCUGAACCAUUAUCGAAGAUGCCUCGCACCUGACUACUCUCCCUACGGUGAUGGCAGGCCGCGAAGCCCAGGGAGACGCACCCCAACCCUAGGGAAUCGUUUCCGGGAGGAAAUGUCCAUCAGACGCAAAAACCUUGACCCGGAGUACGGGGACACCACAUUGGGUGUCGCAACGAAAUGGCGUGCGUAUACCAACUUUCACAUUGAUGGAUUUCCCGACCGCGAGGAUUCGUCGGGACGCAACCAAUAUGAAGCCUACAACAUAUUCGUGAACUCGAAGCACCCCCACGUGAAGCUCAUCCUGAGCAAUGCGGUUCGUCCAGAGAAAGAAGAUAAUCUGCUCCGGUCUGAGCUGCUAGUCAUACUCGCGGUUAUGCACUCACGUCUGCGCGUCGAGUCUUUCUUUGAUCACGUAAUCAUGCCAGUGAUGGUCUUCUCGUUCAUGCCCCCCUCCCACGUGCGCGUCCUCAUGGCAAUCUUCGACGGCCAAAAGAUCCGGAUCUCUAAGUCCGGUCUGAUACCUUGCUCCGCGACCUCCCAGGAUCUCUACGACACGCUCGUGCGCUACCUUGCCGGUGGCACUAAUCCCAACGUCAAUACGAAGAAGUUUCCGGUCAACCCGGAUGAGAGAUGUCCUAUGGAGGAGUUUUAGUUUCUAGUAUCGGGCAACUACAUCGGUGGUUUCAGGAGAUGGGUGUU